AUCAAGGUUAGAGAGGGGAAGGAUCUCGGCUUAACCACAACUGCCGAAGUGAUGCAGGCGAUGCUGGGCCGAUCUCCACAUAGACGCUUAGUCCAGGAGGCUUUUGAGGUGUCUAAUUCAGAGGAAGAGGAGGAUGAGGAGGACGAGAGUUGUUGCUCGUCAUCCUCUGACACACUAACAUGCAGUAUUCCAGAGGACCUGGAGGAGACACUCAACCUGUCAGAUGUGCAAAGCGAGGAUAUGGCUGAAAUUAGGCCGAUGUCAGAUGUUGAGGAACUGCAGAGUUCGCCUCAUCAGAUUUCCUCUGAAGUGGAGACGUAUUCAAAAGGUUCUGAAACCAGACUCUUCACUACGGAGCCUGGCUUUGAUACCAGCUUUGGAUCUAAAAAUGUUGAAAGUGGAUUAAUAACACUGGAUUCUACUGGCAACGUAUUCAGUCCUAAAACUGUGACCACUGAGUCACUAAACACUGCAGCCAUCCCAGCAGCUGAAGACCAGUUUAACACUGCUGCUACAAACCAGAACCAUGACUCGUCAAAACAUGAAACUUUGCACACUGACCCUUCUGCAAAGUCCCCUCAGGCAGCUGCUGCAGUGGAAGACACAAGACUGAUUCCUUCAAGACCUAUAACGCCGUUUACUUCCAAAAGAGCAUCAGAUGAGUUCAUAGAGGAGGAGGUUGAAGAUCGGUCUGUGUCCACAGGUCCACAUUCAGAUCUGGUAAGUGUCUGA
Messenger RNA from Stegastes partitus (bicolor damselfish), 732 nucleotides. RefSeq lists its product as uncharacterized. The transcript has 4 exons. Lineage: Eukaryota; Metazoa; Chordata; Actinopteri; Pomacentridae. The annotation marks the transcript as partial. The record is from RefSeq and is a predicted model, not a curated record.